UCAAUGCAAUGUAUACCUUCCAUCGAAAAAAAAUCUGAUCUUCUGUCUCUUUCCAUCUGAUUUUAUUAUCCAUAUAUUUCCUUUACUAUUUGUGAUUCUUGUGUUCUGAGUCUUUGUGUGGAGUGUUUUCAUUGGUUCAUGACAAGUUAAGCAAGUUUCAAACAUUAUAAGCCAUUUCUGGUAAUCUCAUAGCUCACCUGUCAUCGUCCCAACUUACCUGUUACCUAGAGGAAAUCAGGCAAUUCAGAUGCAUUGAUCUCUCAAUCUCACCUAACAUUCCAUUUUUAAAUCUUAAUUUUAAAACAAAAAAAAAUCAAUAUUACUCUGCAUAUAAUUUGUAAAUCUGAAAUAUCCAUGAUUACAAAGUAAACAAGAUGGAUUACGUUUAGAAUAUGAUGUAAAAAUAGAAGAUGUAGUUUUGAAUAUAAUAACAUUCUGAUUCCUUCAGUUCAGAAAAAAAAACAUUCUGAUUCCUCCUUAUCCUAAAAUGUACAGAGACAAGUACAACUAGCUGUACUUGGACUUAGCUUAGAGUCAUUGAAAAUAUUGUUGACAUAAAUGUGAACAGGUUUGGGAGACUAAAUGCAGCAACAAGGUACUACGGAAACUAAGAUCAGGGAAUUAUUUAGUUUAAUUAAUGAGCCACUACUGAAGCCACAUGGGCAUUGUGAUAAGUUUUGGAGACAAAGUUUACAUGAUAUGGUUUAGCUAGGCAUAACAUUAGCUGGAUCAGUUUUUCAAAAAAAAAAAACAUUAGCUGGAUCAGUCCUUUGACACAAUAAUCUCUAUAGCGAUUGAGCAGUUUCCGAAAAACAUUUUUCAUGCAUGAAUUUGGUAGGCACUAGAAACAUGAUGACUCUGCGUUAGAGAUCUUCUUAGACAAAGACUGGAUCUGUUUGGUUUUGCAGUUAUAAGAACAUCUAGUAAAUUUCUCAGUAGAAGUACAACAUCAUUUGUGUCACUUCUGUCGGGUUCAAGUUCCGUGGGAUUAGGCCCUGUCUCAUAAACAAAAUUAACUUGGGUCUACCUCAUUUUUUUUCAUACCUUACACAAGUGAUUUAAAGAAGAAAAAAAUAGAGCACGAGAAAAUGCGAGUUGCAAGGAGCCAGUUUUUUUUCUUUUGCAUUUGUCUACAUGUUCCACUGGUUGUAACUACAUCCGAUUUUGUAUGAGAUGUAUAUGACGUAGAAUCUACUAUCUACCAGCUUGAUAUCAGCACAUUUAUACUAAAUCUCGAAUGUUUUAUAGGGACUUAGAAACAGGGGAGAGGUCAAAAAGAGAAACACUAAGCUCACAGUUUCCGAUGUUGUUGUUAAACGUCCCAAACGGUCGAGUAACUCAAGGCCAACAAGUCAACUCUCAAGAGUCACUUACCAACACAAACACUAAUAACAUUCAGUGAUCCAUACAAAUAUACAUGAAUGUAAUUUUUUAUAACUGCAGACUGCAGUACAGAAGUCGAAUUUAAUCAAACGAAGAAUCAAAGCGAUAAUCACACACACUUAAUUCUAAUCAGUAUAUUUUGGUCAAACAUUUAUUAUCAGUACAUAUUUGUCCCUUUGUAUCUAAAAAUGAAUACUUUCUUCAACUUUGUUAAUAUGGCAGAUAAAGUCUUACUUUGCUUUCAACUCAUUUGUUAAUUUAAUAUCGAAUAACAUUAUAAUAGAAAGUAAGAAAUCAUACAUUUUAAGAAAAUAGAUUAAUUACCCAGUUCAGUCGAGUUAUGUAUUAAAUUUUAAACUUAUACUCAGGACCGGGCCUGACAUAUGUGGGCCCAGAAGCAAUUAAAAUUUAUUUGGCCCUAUAACAACUAUUUUAAAAAAAAAUCACUUUGAUUUUGCUAUAUACAGAUUCAAACUCGGCACCCUAGGUUAUUUACAACCAAAUUUUACCAUCUGAACUAUCAGAUAUUUAAUGUAUUUGGCCCCUAAAUUAUUUCUAACACCAUCGCCUUCAAGCUAAUGCUUGAUGAGCUUGUGCUCAGGCCCAGCUCUGCUUAUACUUCAGAGUCGCAAUGUAACAAAACUAACGACGAACCCUAAAAUUCAAAACAGGGAAACUAAGAAUUUCUAUGGCAACACAAACGAGCAACAGACUCCCAAUUAUGCAGAUAACAAGACAGUUUAGAAAAAGUUAAAGAACCUUCAAUUGAUGAAAGCAUCAUUUAUUCGAAACGCAAAUAAUCUAACACGCAAUAGUGUAAAGCCCAUUGUAUAAAGCAAGGCAUAAACUUAACUUUUCUAGCAAUCCAAGCAAAUAUCGUAAAGCCAACCAUACCUUCCUUCCACAAAACGACGAUUAGUUCUCUAUAAAUCUAACGAAUGUUGUCAAUAAAUAAAGACUAAAGUAAUAAACAAACAAACUUUUACCCAAAAAAAAGUAACAAAAACCCCUAUGGAAAAUCGCAUGACCACUUUUCAUCCUAAACAUUUCCUUGAGUCUGAUCUACAUCCGGACUUUGCUGGUGCAAAGAAAUGCGUUAUUUGUGAGAAAUGGAUCUCUACUCGGCCUAAUCAUUUGUAUUGUCGUCCAUGCAAUUUAUGUUUUCACAAAGAAUGUUCAACCAGUUUGAUGGAGAAUCUGACAAUAGAUCGUCCAGCGACACAUGAACAUACGCUCACCUUCAUUCGCCAAAAGAACUCUUUCAACUGUGUUGCUUGCGGAAUGGUCGUCGCUAACAAAGAGAUGAAUUUCUACGGUAUGUACGAGAUAAAUAUGUACGGAUGUUUGCCCUGCAACUUCUUUAUCCACAGAGAUUGUAUGUUUUUACCAAAGGUGAUAAAGCUUACUCGUCACUCACACCGCUUGUUUCAUACUUUUCAAGUUCCUGAUUACAACACGAACUGUCGAAUAUGUGGUGACCCGUUUGUUUGCGGAAGUGGAGGAUAUAUUUGUACUGACGAGACGUGUGAUUAUAAACUUCACUCAUAUUGUGCAACGCAUAAAAAGAUUUGGGAUGGCAAAGAUGUGGAGCGAGAACCUGAAGAAAUUAGUAACUCUGAAGAUGUUACGUUUUCAUCGUUGGAGGAGGUAGAUGGCAAAACAAUCCGUCAUUUUAGUCAUCACCAUGAUUUAGUGAGACAAUAUGUCAAUGGUGGAGAAGAAGAAAACAAACGAGUAUGCCAAGCAUGCAUCCUUGGCAUUGGCUCCGGUCCUUUCUUGGGUUGUAAAGAAUGUGAUUUUGCACUCCACGACACGUGUGCAAGGCUACCUCGGAAGAUGGAACACCCUUUUCACCGCCAUCCAAUAACCCUAGAGGUGGACAUGAUGAACAUCAAAGAAGGGUUCUUCAGAUGUUCUAAAUGUGAACGAGAAUCAUGUGGUUUCAUGUAUCGAUGCUGCCAAGAGGAAUGUGAGUUUAAAAUGGAUACAAGGUGUGCUUCACUUGCUGAUCCAUUAUACAAUGGAGCCCACCAACACCCUCUCACUCUAUUAGGCCGUGGGGCACGUUGUUACGAAUGCGGUUUCUAUUUGGAUUCAGAACAAGCAACGCUGCCGGUGUUGGUAAAAUGCAACUAUGACAUUCAUCCACUUACCCUAUUUUUAGGUAUAUCAAUUAAUAUGUGGCCAUGGAAGCCCUUUGCUUGUGAAGUCUGUGAACUAAGAAUCAAACCUACUUAUCCGGAUUACCAAGAUCUCUACGGCUGCUUCGACUGCGACACCGUUGUACACGUUGAGUGUGCAAUAGGAAAAUACCCGUAUCUGAAACCUGGCCAUACGAUCAAGUUGAAUGGUUUUGAGAUUGAGAUUGCAUCCAACAGUACUCUUUCUCGGCCUAUAUGUCAUGCAUGUCACUCUAUCUGCCAAGAUAAACUGGUUUUCAAUAAUAAGAGCAGUGCCAUCUCUUUCUGUUCUAUCAACUGUAUAACCUCUUCAUAGAAAACCCUACUGCAAUCUUACAUGUGUAGAGUGCUUGUGUAAAAUAAGUAUUUUCUUUUACUUUUCUAAUUUGAAGUCUAUAUAAAAAAUAAGAUCUUGCUUUGCUUUCAGGUUAGUUUACAUGAUAUGGUUUAACUAGGCA
This is a messenger RNA of Brassica napus (rape), 4021 nucleotides long. RefSeq lists its product as uncharacterized. The record is from RefSeq and is a predicted model, not a curated record. The coding region runs from base 2395 to 3879 and encodes 494 amino acids. NCBI's taxonomy places the organism in Eukaryota, Viridiplantae, Streptophyta, Magnoliopsida, Brassicales, Brassicaceae. The transcript has a single exon.